CAUCGACUUCGCAGCGCACCAAAAUUCGUCGGAAUCUGCGAUUAUACUAUCAUGCCUACUGCUACGAACCCAGAAUCGCGCUCUCCAUCUCCCACACCCGCCCGACCCAUCGCAGAUGCACCUGGCCCGCGCGCGCAAGGACUGAUCAAUGUAUUCAACCAAGCCUCCAAAGCGACCUUAGACAAAUGCUCGGCCAAGAACUUUGCCUCGUGUUUCCCAACGGCUGCGCAGUAUAGUCCAGAGGUAUUGGACAACUUGCGAGGGCAGAUUGUGGAUCAGUUAGACCGAACGUGGAAGAGCAACUUCGAGGACAUCAUGGAGAGGAGGAAUGUUGUUAGACUCCUCAACUCGCUGGACCAGUGCAUAGAAGAUGCGAAACUCAGGAAAAAACGCGCCGAAGCGAGCGCCAAUGGUGGGCCUGUAGAGACGCCUGUGCCACCGCAUACACUUACUCCAGCCGAAAUACACUUGGCGCAUCUUAUGCCUUUCCUCGAAAAGCAAGCGACCGAUAUGAACACGAAGCUCGUCGAGACUCAGCAGUCAAACACCGAACUGCUUUCGACCGUUACCGCACAACGCGCCGAGAUAGAAGCCCUAGUACGAGGCUUAGAGAACGUUAUACAGGAUCUAGAUGCUAGCGCACAGAUCAUGGCUCAAGACGAUGUUCAAGAAUUGAGCAGAGAGACUAGGGAUCUUGAGAUGGAAAUGAGGACGUGACGCUAGAAGGAGGAGCAUACCCUCGAGAUGUUAUAGAUGCUCGCUCCAAACACGUCAACAUCUAUCGCCACACCAACCCACCCGCGCCACGAGCUCAACAACAGCAACAGGCUGCUAGCACCGGGUCCGAGUACCACGCUUAGUUACACGAGCAGGGCUGUCGUCAGAGCCACGCAUGCCUGAACCGUACAGGAGGCAGAUGCUAGCAAACCAAAAUCACAAAUGUCGAGGAGACAAAUGCGCAAGUUGUGGUCCAGAGGACGCAUGGACAGUUGCUGAAAUUGCAAGUCACUGCUAGCGGAAUGCAGUAAACGAACUGAUUGGCUAUGGCGAAGACGAACAGGACAGAAGCAAGGUCUGUCGAUAUUGACAGUAAGAGCUGAAGGCUUGAGAAAGGACGAUAUGAUAACUGUUCUAAAUGACGAGACGUAGAUGGAUCAUUCAACGUAUUCCUGAAAGAAUACAUCAAUAUCAUGAGCAAAAGCA
This is a messenger RNA of Alternaria rosae, 1203 nucleotides long. Its product is annotated as Nnf1-domain-containing protein. The record is from RefSeq and is a predicted model, not a curated record. NCBI's taxonomy places the organism in Eukaryota, Fungi, Ascomycota, Dothideomycetes, Pleosporales, Pleosporaceae. Gene Ontology annotation, biological process: chromosome segregation. The transcript has 2 exons. The coding region runs from base 52 to 717 and encodes 221 amino acids. Gene Ontology annotation, cellular component: MIS12/MIND type complex.